AUGCCGAUCAAUCUGUUGAAUAAAAUAAGCCCAUCGCUCAAUAAUGCAACUUCUCUGUUCAGAAGUGGUAAUUCCGGAAAUGAUGCACAGAGUGUGGCUUUCCUGUCAGAAGAACCGAAUUCAUUUUAUUGCACGAAUGAUUCACCGAUUGUCACGGAUCUGUUCGGAGAAUCAGUGGAUGAGCGAGUGAUCGACGAGUCCGAUUCGGUUUGUGCAGGCUACCGUCGAGUAUGUUUGGCAUGCAUACGCAAGGCGGAGCAAGCUACCACUCGGUCGAAAUUGGGAGCACCAUGCUUAUUCACCAGUAAGGAGUCCGAGGAUGCUGGAGACGAGGAACAACCAAAUCACGAUUCGACCAAGGACAGCGGAACGAAGUGCUGCACAAUCGUCUGUUACAAUACACCCGCAUGCAUGGCCUAUCACAGUCCUGGUUGUUUUUCAGAAAGUGACCUAUUCAACCUGUCAGAUAUGGGGACAUCGGGGAUUCACAAGCCGAUUUGUCUUGAAGGUAAUACCUUCAAAUUCUCUCUAAUCCCGGAAUAUGGCUUCAUCAACGGCACAUUUCAGUGUCACUUGAGGAGACAAAGAAUCAAUGCGCAACUCCGUUUAGAAUAUACAAUCGAUUUGCCCAGAUUAAAAGAAGAGCAAAUGACACCGCAUCCCCUCCAGAACCGACCACAUCACCCCAGUCGUGCAAGCAAAGAUACCCUUACCCGAGCAAUUCAGCUAGUUGACCUGCCAACAAAGUCAAACGAUCACUGGUCGGUAACCUCAGGUGCCUUUCGAAUAAUGGUUUUUACGUCUGCUUCGGUGGAGAAUAAUAGGUCUUCCUAUGGAAAAGUACGGACGGAUUCAGAUUUUCCGGAUGAUGUUAUACUGCUAGGAAAAUACCAGGACAAAAUUAACAAUUAUCAGCUUACAAUGCACCGGUUGAAAUCUUUCGAUCUGGGCGACUUUGGAACCGGACAUGACUCAAAACCAGAUCUUCAGCGACGGCUUCAUGAUGACAGUGCUCUGUUGUCUGUUCAGACUGUACAAGCUCAUCUGCUCAAUUCCAUGUCUUGGAAAGCGAACGCAUGCAAUACUAACAUAAGUCAAUUCGUGAAAGCUCAACCAAUCUACCGUGAUCAGGGUAUGACUGUCGAGCUGAUUCGAUCAACUGAAGAACGCACAAGUUUGUCCCAGAACGAACACACCACCAUCCCAGCUCAUCGGUUUUCCGUUCACGAGGUUGACAAGGCGUGGCCACGGAUUGCAAUCACUCUACUUGGUAUGUUUUGA
Opisthorchis viverrini is the source of this 1281-nucleotide messenger RNA. RefSeq lists its product as hypothetical. The record is from RefSeq and is a predicted model, not a curated record. Bases 1 to 1281 code for a protein of 426 amino acids. The transcript has 5 exons. Lineage: Eukaryota; Metazoa; Platyhelminthes; Trematoda; Opisthorchiida; Opisthorchiidae.